This is a messenger RNA of Cricetulus griseus (Chinese hamster), 332 nucleotides long. The record is from RefSeq and is a predicted model, not a curated record. Lineage: Eukaryota; Metazoa; Chordata; Mammalia; Rodentia; Cricetidae.
AUGCUGUCUUCAAGUCCUGCUUCCUGUACAUCUCCCAACCCUGACAAGAAGGUCCACUGGGAUUCUGAGAAGAGAAGGAGGACAUCAUCCACAGACUCAGAAUCAAAGAGUCACUUGGACAUUUCUAAGUUGCCCAGGUCCCGGAGACCCAGCCGGCUGACGGUCAAGUACGACCGGAGUCAUCUGCAGCGCUGGCUGGAGAUGGAGCAGUGGGUAGAUGCUCGAGUUCAGGAACUGUUCCAGACACCUCAGGGCAAGUCCUGCCAGGCAACAGAGAAAAGCAGCAGCCAAAGAACCUCGUUUUAUAGGGUGAAGAUGGAGGAGGGGAGGAA